UUCACACUAUAGACCAGAAGUUGCCAUCUCACUAUCAUAGAUCACAGGAUGAGGCAGUGUUCGUUUAUAGACAUGAGUGUUUUAGCAGAGGCCAUCCUGAGCGUCUGUCAGGGGUUGUAAGAAAUACAGCAGUUAGGCGUACUCAACGGGAAAAAUCCAUCAGGGACCUUGAAGCAAAACAUGGCAAGAUCCUCUUUGAUGACAAUGAUUCUCAUGACAAAAGUCCUGUCAAAACUAAAAUAUGCUGCUUGAAAAAAGAAGUUGACGAAAGCCAUCCAUUGUUGAAGAGCAACCAAGCAUCAAAUGGCCUCCCCACUGGGACCCUAGCAGGGACUCAGAAAAGGGCAAAGUCCUCAAAGGUGACCACUGUCUACUUCAACUCUCGGGGCCCAACAAGCGACAUUCAGACCAUGAGCCCGAGCAAACUCCACCACCAGGUGGCUGAUAUACUCUCAGCCUUGAACCAGAGUGAUGAUGAAGACGGUCCCCCUUUCAAAAGGUCAUGCACAAUCCGUACCGUUCAUAGACCUGCAGAUCUGGAGAAAAAAGGUGCUACCCUGGCGUGUCUGGAUAAACUUUCCCAGGACAGCAACCUCCCUACGUCUUGCAAUCAUCUCAUGUUUGGAUGUCCCCUGGAUGAAAAUGAUGAUCUUGAUGACAACGAUUUGAGUCUGGACUUUGAUCCCAGUUUGUACGGCACAAAUCAUGAUUACAUGUCCAUUUUGAAUAGUUUAAACACAGAUUUUGGUUCCAAGUGUCUGGAUGAUGGCUUGUGUCAUACUGUGAUGUGUAGCCGGGACAUUGACGUUCUCAAUGGGCAGAUGAUGUCCAAUAAUGCUAUAGAUUCUGUGACCAGUUUUUUGGAUGAUCAGAUCUUAACACCGGCAUAUUUUGAUCCAGAAACAGGGUUGGUAACCCUGCUGUUACCUGAAUUCUGAAUUUUUUAUUUUCAACACCAUUGGGCAUGUUUUUUUAAAGUUGUUAUUUUGUAGCAUUCCUAUUUGAUUUUUCUGACAGUGUUGGAAAAUAAAAUAAAAAAUCUA
Molecule: messenger RNA, 1043 nt
Organism: Dreissena polymorpha
Lineage: Eukaryota; Metazoa; Mollusca; Bivalvia; Myida; Dreissenidae
Exons: 5
Coding region: 411-938 (175 amino acids)
Source: RefSeq, a predicted model, not a curated record